CCAGCCUCGGCCCGCCCUGCCGGAAGGACGAGCUCUCCUGCCCCUAGACUCGGUGGUGGCAGCGCGGGGACAGCGGCGGCGGCUCCGGGAGGCGGCGGCCCCGGCAUGGACACCCGGCUGGACCAGGAGACGGCCCUGUGGCUGCGAUGGGACAAGAAUCCUUUAACUUUGGAGUCAGUGAAACAAUUAAUUGCAGAAGGUAAUAAAGAAGAACUACAAAAAUGUUUUGGAGCGCGAAUGGAGUUUGGGACAGCUGGCCUGCGAGCUGCUAUGGGGCCAGGAAUUUCUCAUAUGAAUGACUUGACCAUCAUCCAGACUACACAGGGAUUUUGCAGAUACCUGGAAAAACAAUUCAGUGACCUCAAGCAAAGAGGUGUCGUGAUCAGCUUUGACGCUCGAGCCCAUCCAGCCAGUGGAGGCAGCAGCAAAAGGUUUGCCCGACUUGCUGCAACCACAUUUAUCAGCCAGGGGAUUCCUGUGUACCUCUUUUCUGAUAUAACCCCAACCCCCUUCGUGCCCUACACAGUGUCACAUCUGAAACUUUGCGCUGGAAUCAUGAUAACCGCCUCUCACAAUCCAAAGCAGGAUAAUGGUUAUAAGGUUUAUUGGGAUAACGGAGCUCAGAUCAUUUCUCCUCAUGAUAAAGGGAUCUCCGAAGCGAUUGAGGAGAAUCUGGAGCCAUGGCCUCAAGCUUGGGACGAUUCUAUAAUCAACAGCAGUCCGCUUCUCCAUGACCCAAAAGCUUCCAUCAGUAAGGACUACUUUGAAGACCUUAAAAAAUACUGUUUUCACAGGAGUGUGAACAGGGAGACCAAGUUGAAGUUUGUGCACACCUCCGUCCAUGGCGUGGGGCAUGAUUUCGUGCAGUCGGCUUUCAAAGCUUUUGACUUUGCUCCUCCUGAGGCCGUUCCCGAACAGAAGGAUCCUGAUCCUGAGUUCCCGACAGUGAAAUACCCGAAUCCCGAAGAGGGUAAAGGUGUCUUGACUUUAUCUUUUGCUUUGGCUGACAAAACCAAGGCCAAAAUCGUUUUAGCAAACGACCCAGAUGCUGAUAGACUUGCUGUGGCUGAAAAGCAAGACAGUGGUGAAUGGAGAGUGUUUUCAGGCAAUGAGUUGGGGGCCCUCUUGGGCUGGUGGCUCUUUACUUCUUGGAAAGAGAAGAACCAAGAUCACAGUGCCCUCAAAGACACGUACAUGUUGUCCAGCACCGUCUCCUCAAAAAUCCUGCGGGCCAUUGCCUUAAAGGAGGGUUUUCACUUCGAGGAAACAUUAACUGGCUUUAAGUGGAUGGGAAACCGAGCCAAACAACUAAUAGACCAGGGGAAAAAUGUCUUAUUUGCAUUUGAAGAAGCUAUUGGAUACAUGUGCUGCCCUUUUGUUCUGGACAAAGAUGGAGUCAGUGCUGCCGUCAUAACUGCAGAGUUGGCUAGCUUUCUAGCAACCAAGAAUUUGUCUUUGUCUCAGCAGCUAAAGGCCAUUUAUGUAGAGUAUGGCUACCAUAUUACCAAAGCUUCAUAUUUUAUCUGUCAUGAUCAAGGCACUGUUAAAAAAUUAUUUGAAAACCUUAGAAACUACGAUGGGAAGAAUAAUUAUCCAAAAACUUGUGGCAAAUUUGAAAUUUCUGGCAUUAGGGACCUUACAACUGGCUAUGAUGAUAGCCAACCUGAUAAAAAAGCUGUUCUCCCUACCAGUAAACGCAGCCAAAUGAUCACCUUUACCUUUGCUAAUGGAGGCGUGGCCACCAUUCGGACCAGUGGGACAGAGCCCAAAAUCAAGUACUAUUCAGAAUUGUGCGCCCCCCCUGGAAAUAGUGAUCCUGAGCAGCUGAAGAGAGAACUAAAUGAACUAGUCAGUGCUAUUGAAGAACAUUUUUUCCAGCCACAAAAGUAUAACCUGCAGCCAAAAGGAGAGUGAAAUAUCCCAGCCUUGGACAUGAUUGUGUUUACCUACAAUGAAGCUGAGCUUGAUUUCUUAAGCAGUAUUUUCGAGGGCCAAAUAAUUUAAGCUAUUGCUACAAGUAUUUAUAUUUUUGUAAUAGAACUACAUUCCUCCUUGUUUUAUGUUGGAACUUUAAGGCAAAUAAAGAAAGAUGACCAAAUCUAAUAAGCCAACAUUCCUACUAAAAGGCUGAGCCUGAGCAGCAUCUGAAUUUUAAAAAUGAAGAUUUUAAAAAUAACUUUCAAAAAUAUAUCAUAAUUAAUAUACUUUCAUUAGAAUAAAUACCAAAUAUGUUUCUUUUCUAAAAUCCAUUUUAUGUAUAAUUGAAAUAGCCAGAAAGCCUAUACAGUUACUAAAUUCUGGGCUGUCUUAUCUAGGGUAGCCACUUUUACAUAUAUGUAUAUUUACAUUUUGAUCAUUUGCUUAUAAAAUUAGUGAAUGAACAGAUCAAAUGUUGUGUUUAGGGAAAAUACAAUUUACAGGAACCUUUAAAGUGGAGCAGAAGAUACUUUAAAAAGAUAAGGUUUUUUGAUUUAAAACUUUUUAGUUCUAAUAAUGCACCAUUGUACAUCAUGUAUGUGCUAGGGAAAAAUAGCUUAACAAUCUAUGUUCAGUAUGUUAACAUUCCUUUUAUCUCUUUAAAUCUUGAAUCAAACAGUUGGUUAUGUGAAACUUGCAGAGUAGAUUAUUGCGGUUUUUUGCGUUAGCACAACUUAAUGUAAUUCUUAGUCCAAAGGCAGCAAGAAGUAACUGCAGUAACUACCUGACCUUGAUUUUUCUUUUUGCCUUUUUGUCUUAUGUUAUCACACUGUAAAACCAGACUUUUCCAGGUUCAUUAUUUAAUCCGUGCCUUCUACCCUCCUAACUGAUGGCCUUAUAACCUUCCAGAAUGAUGCCCACUGAGUACCCAUGACCUAGGACCAAAGUGUUCUUUAUAUACUUUUUAUAUUGUAUGUGAUUUUUUUUUAUUUUUCAAGGAAAUGAUUGCCCAUUAUUAUUAACUUAAAUGGUUAUUAACAGUUUCAGAACGAGGAAAAAUUACAGUACUAUUGACAAUUAUGUUUCUAAUGUAAAGGAAAGAAUAUUUGUAUACCCCACUGACACACCGUGUGCGCCCUCCCAGAACUCUUACAUCUACAACAUUCAGUAUAGUCAGUCGGCUGCUUCGUUGUAGAAGCCAUAUUUAUUUUUGUUUGAUAAUGUCUUCUAGUCUUAAACUGUACUCUGGAAAAAAGAAAUGUUAGAUCUUUGGCCUUUCUCCAGACAUUUUUUUUUAGCACAAAAACUACCCCAUGACAGAGUUUGUUUCUGGAAAUGUGAAGGUGAUUAAGACCCAGUCCUGCUUGAUGGAGCUCAGGGUCUAACUGGGGGGCUAGUGAGUAACUAGAGUACAGAUUCUGUAACAGAGUCAUUUGCAAAGGACUCAGGCUUGAGAAUUGUGAGAGAGGGAUUCAUUCUGCCCAGAGGAGUAACCAGCACCUGGAGAUGGAGGGGAAUGUCUUGUGGGCACAGAGCACAGCAUUAGCAAAAGCCUAGAGGUGCUGGCACGUGUGGUGGGAGAGGGAGGAGGAGAGAUGGUAAAAACGGAACCCAGAUGUAAACUUCAGGGCCUCCGCCACUUCUCUGCCACUCACAUGAGCCAUUCAGUUGGACCUAGAGGAGAGCCUCCUGUAUUUCUCACUAUUUCUUCAACUUUUUCUUGUUAUUAUGGGAAGCAGGGUAGCAACAUGUGGUGUGUAAAACUUGCAAGAGAAGGCCCCAGCAUUCUAUCUAAUCUUGGUCCAUUCUGAACCAGCUCUGUGACCAUGGUCAGGUCACCUAACCUCUCAGUCUCAAUUUUGUUAUUUUUUAAAGACUUUGUUAAUUUUGUAAGGUAGUUCUAGGUUCACAGAAAAAUUGAGAGGAAGAUACAGAGAUUUCCCAUAUCCUCCCUUCCCCCGCACAGGCACAGCCUCCCCCCUUAUCAACACCCCCCGACUAGAGUGGUGCAUUUGUUACUACUGAUGAACCUAAAUUAACACGUUGUUAUCCUCUAAACUCUGGAGACAAGAAAAAGGAUCAGUGAUUGCCAGGGCUUAAGGGGGAGGGAGGGAUGAACAGGCAGAGCACAGAGGAUUUUUAUGUCAGUAAAAAAACUUUUAUGUAUGAUACUGUAAUAAUGAAUCCAUGUCAUUAUACAUUUGUCCUAAUCCACAAAAUGUACAACAGCAAGAGUGAACCGUAAUGUAAACUAUAGGCUUUGCGUGAUAAUUUUGUCAUUAGAAUGAAGGAUAAUUUUGUCGUUAGAAUGAAGAGAUUUUACUAAAUGGUCUCUGAGGCCAAGAAUGAAGAGAUUUUACUAAAUGGUCUCUGAGGCCAUUUCAUGCUGCGGGUCUUUAAAUUAUAUAAAAACCCAUUAACGGAACCGUCAGCAAUAAUAAAUUAUUGGCAGUUCUCUUUGGUGUAAUGCUUAACUAGCCCUCUUAUAAGACCUAACAUCUGAGAUGGGAGAAAAACGCUUUGUACCAAAGAGACAGGCAGCCUUGAGUUCAUAGCCCACCUUGCCUUGCAGCGCAAAGGGAGGAGGUGCUGAAAUGGGGGCUGAGGAAGGCGGAGCCACGUGACAUGCAGAUGCCAGGGGAAUGUUCUGUGGGGGCCUGACAGCGCUCUCUGCCUUCUCAUCGCUAAACCUUUUUGGGAAAGACUGUCUGAUUUGAAUGUAGAGGUGGCAGCCCGUUGUCUCUUGGUGCCUAGAAAGAACACAUCACAAGUUCAUUCUGAGAGACUGACUUGCAGGAGGAAAUAAAUGCAGGCCAUCCUGUAUGGUUUUUUUAUUCAUGGUGUCCCUAUGAAAUAACAGCUGCUCUUUCCUUCAAGAAA
Molecule: messenger RNA, 4797 nt
Organism: Camelus dromedarius (Arabian camel)
Lineage: Eukaryota; Metazoa; Chordata; Mammalia; Artiodactyla; Camelidae
Gene: PGM2
Product: phosphoglucomutase 2
Exons: 14
Coding region: 106-1914 (602 amino acids)
Biological process (GO): carbohydrate metabolic process; purine ribonucleoside salvage
Cellular component (GO): nucleus
Molecular function (GO): phosphopentomutase activity; magnesium ion binding
Source: RefSeq, a predicted model, not a curated record